AUGAAAUGGAUGAAAGAUGCAAAAGAAGGUAUUGUUGUCGCUGGUGGUAACGGUCCAGGAAAUAGUCUAACACAAUUGUGGGCUUCUAUAGGAGUGGCCGUUGAUCAGUUGGGCACUAUCUAUAUUGCUGACUCAAAUAAUCAUCGAAUAAUCCGUUGGCCUCAAGAAGUUAAACAGGGUAGUAUUGUUGUUGAUGAAAAUGGUAAAGAAGAACAAGCAAAUCAACUCUCCAGUUCUUUAGAUUUAACGUUCGAUCAACAGGGAAAUUUAUAUGUUGUCGACAAUGGAAAUUAUCGAGUACAACGAUUCAAUAUAGAUAUAAGCUGA
This is a messenger RNA of Rotaria sp. Silwood1, 327 nucleotides long. NCBI's taxonomy places the organism in Eukaryota, Metazoa, Rotifera, Eurotatoria, Philodinida, Philodinidae. The record is from the annotation of a GenBank genome assembly.